Molecule: messenger RNA, 2721 nt
Organism: Besnoitia besnoiti
Lineage: Eukaryota; Apicomplexa; Conoidasida; Eucoccidiorida; Sarcocystidae
Product: cullin family protein
Exons: 15
Coding region: 1-2721 (906 amino acids)
Biological process (GO): protein ubiquitination; ubiquitin-dependent protein catabolic process
Cellular component (GO): cullin-RING ubiquitin ligase complex
Molecular function (GO): ubiquitin protein ligase binding
Source: RefSeq, a predicted model, not a curated record
AUGACGACGCGCGUCUCUUCGUUUUCUUCUUCUUCCUCCUCGUCUUCGUCCUCCCCCGCCGCAGAGGAAAGCCUGGCGCCUUCGAUGGGCAUCGCGCGGGCGAUGGGAGGCCCUCAGGGGAUCGUGGAGCUGGAGGCCGGCUGGACGAUGCUGCGCGACUGCGCGAUUCGGCGCCUCGAGCAUUUCCUGCAAACUGGAGAGGCCCUCGGCCGGAGAAAAGAUGGAAAACUCUGCAUAUUCACGCGCAAGGAGUACUCCGACAUGUACACGACGGUGUACAACAUGUGCACGCAGCGCUACCCAAACAACUGGUCCGCACAGCUCUAUGAGCGCUAUGGCGAGGCGCUGGCGUCCUACGUGAACCGAGAGGUCGUUCCGCGUCUGGAGGGCUUAACAGAGGAGGAGCUUUUGCGCGAGCUGCUGCUGCGAUGGAAAAACCACAAGAUUUACGUCAGCUGGCUCGAGCGCUUUUUCGUCUACUUGGACCGGUACUAUGUGAAGCUCCAGUCAGAGGAGCCUCUGCAUCACAAAGGCAUCCUCAUCUUCAAAGAGCUGGUCUUCAAUCGUGUCCGCGUGCCCCUGCGAGAAGCGAUUCUCCGCGCGAUCCAGAGACAGCGAGAAGGGAUGCGGACGGAUGAGGAGCUGCUUGGGGAGAUAGUGUAUAUUUACAUUGGGCUCGAGGCGAACGGCCUCUCGCUCUAUCAGCGCGAGCUGGAGGACUACCUGCUGCCCGAGUCCGCGGACUACUACACCCGCCUCUCCGCGACGUGGAUACAAAACAUGUCUUUCACGGAGUACAUGUACCGCGCACAGGAGGCGCUCCUCGCGGAGCAGCGGCGAUGCGGCACGGUGCUGCAUCGGUCGACGAAGCUGAAGCUCCAAGCGGUUGUCUUCGACGCGCUGUUGUCCGCGCGGCAGAGUCUUCUUCUUGAGAAGGAGACGGCGAUUGCGUACCUCCUCGCUCACGACAAGCGCGACGAGCUGCGACAGGCGCACCGACUCUUCAGCUACGUCGAAGGCGGCGUGGAGGCCAUCGCCCUCACGUUCAAGAAAUUCGUCUCGGACCAGGGAAACAAGAUCGUGGAUCAGCGCCUGCUGCAGUUGGAGGCGACGGCGUCAGCGUCGACGUCGGUCGCGGAGGCGCAGCAGGCGGAUGCGGCGUUUGUGCAGAUCCUGUUGGAUCUCCACGAAAAGUUCAAGCGGAUUCUCGAGGAGUGCUUUCUGCUUUCCUCGCCAGCGUCCUCCUCGCGGUCGCUCCUCUGCGGCUCGAACACGCAGCAGAGACUCUUCCGGCCGUACGAAGAUCCCUCCUGGAUGGCGGCGGGACCAGGGCGCACCGAGACCGACGUGGUCAGCCUCGGCACUCCCGAUCCUCUAUUUCAGAAAUCGCUCAAGGAAGCUUUUGAACACUUUGUGAAUCGCGACAUGGGCCGCCAGAACUUCGCGCAGCUUCUUUCCUUCUUCUGCGAUCGCCUCCUUAAGAAGACAGGCGAGAAGAGGACGGAAGACCAGAUCGAGCGGAUGCUUGUUCGUGUCGUCGAGAUGUUCAACUACGUCACAGAAAAAGACGUCUUCGCGGAGUGCUACAGGUCGCAGCUGGCGCGGCGACUGCUGCAUGAGACGUCGGCGAGCGAGGACCUCGAGAAGAGCGUCAUCAGCAAGUUGAAGCUCAAGUGCGGCGCGCACUUCACGUCCAAGCUCGAGGGCAUGCUCCACGACCUAGGCGCGGCUGCGGACACAUACCGCAAAUUCAUCGCCUGGGUGCUGGAGCAGUCGGCUGCGGCGGCCGCCUCGGCCGCCUCGUCCCCCUCCACGGCCGGCGCGCAGGGCGCGGAGAAGACAGAGGCCCGUGCGCGCGCCGUCCUUCAGAACGUGUCGGUCCUGGGCGCAGCAGCCCCCCCGCGGCAGGCUGGCACCCCCGGCGCCGCCUUCGCGCUGGUCGACGGCGUCGAGUUCUCCGCCCAGGUGCUCACGACCGGCUACUGGCCGACUUACCCGACGACGACAGUCAAGCUUCCGCCGGUCAUGAAGCACUGCCAGGCUCUCUUCGAAGAGUUCUACGCGAGUCAAACGCAGCACCGGCGCGUCACGUGGAUCCCUUCUCUAGGAACGGUCGUGGUCAGUGCGCAGUUUCAGAAGCGGCACGACCUCAUCUGCAACACCUACCAAGCCUGCGUGCUUCUUCUCUUCAACGCGGACUCGCCCUACAGACCUGGUGCGGUGGCGGCCUCCUCUUCGCCGUCUGUGGAGGCGAGCGGCGUGGAGGGUCACGCGGAGGCGCGGGAGGAUCCUAAGCUGACGGUGGCGAUGAUGACGGAGGCCCUUGCGCUCGACGAAACGAUGCUUAAGAAGAUGCUGGCAAGCUUCUUCCUAGGCCGAUUCAAAAUCAUCCGAAAGCUGAGCCAAGACGAGUACCAGGUCAACGCCGGCUUUACCUGCUUGAACCGAAAGAUCAAGAUCCCGACUCCAAUUCAGGAAGAAGUUCAAUCUCGAGAGCGCGUCGAGGAAGAUCGGUCGAUUGCCAUCGAGGCCGCCAUCGUGCGCAUCAUGAAGGCGAGGAAGGUUCUUCAGCACCAGCAGCUGCUCGCUGAGGUUCUGAGUCAGCUGAGCUUUUUCAAGCCGAAUCCAAAGUUGAUUAAGAAGCGCCUUGAGCACUUGAUCGAGCGCGAGUUCCUGGAGCGCGACAGAGAAAACUCAAACCUCUAUCGCUACGUCGCCUAA